CACAUCUCUAUAUCUAUCUGUCUAUCUGUCUCUCUCUCUAGCCCCUUUUUCAUCUCUUCUUGGAGACUUUGAUGACUGAAUUAUUGAAUGUUGAAGCGAUCAUAGGGUUUUAGCAACUCCCAAUCGGUGUACUCUUCUUUCUUUGCUGAUUUGGAAGGUUUUACAUUAGUUGUCUCUGUAUGUGGUCACGUUCUGCAAGUCAAAGUGUAUCAACUGGAUACUAUCUGGCAAAAUACUCAGCACCGUCCUUAUGAUUGGUUUUCUUUUAUAUAUAUACUGUUAGACAUGGCAGCUGAACUUGUUAAUGCGGCAACAAGCGAAAAACUCUCAGAAAUGGAUUGGACCAAAAGCAUUCAAAUUUGUGAACUAGUCACACGUGAUCAUAGGCAAGCUAGAGAUGUCAUUAAAGCCAUCAAAAAGCGCCUGGGAAGUAAGAACAAAGAUACUCAACUAUUUGCUGUUAUGUUGCUAGAGGUGUUGAUGAAUAAUAUUGGAGAACCAAUUCAUACACAAGUGAUUGACACCGGGAUCCUCCCUCUACUUGUGAAAUUAGUCAAGAAAAAGUCCAACUCUGAUCUACCUGUACGGGAGAAAAUAUUUCUUCUUCUAGAUGCUACACAGACAUCCCUUGGUGGAGCUUCUGGGAAGUUUCCUCAGUACUAUUCUGCAUACUAUGAUUUGGUGAGUGCUGGAGUACAAUUUUCCCAGAGACCCGAAGUUCUCCCAAAAAAUUAUUCAACUUCAGACAGCAGUAAAAGCAACUCAAGUAACGGGGAACUUGCUACCACUGGAAAUGACAGGAGUGCACCACCGACCGCCCCACAAGCCGUUCCUGAAUCUAGUAUCAUUCAAAAAGCUGGAUCUGCAUUAGAAGUCUUAAGAGAUGUCCUUGAUGCCAUUGAUACCCGAUAUCCAGAGCAAGCCAAGGAUGAGUUCACCCUGGAUCUUGUCGAACAAUGUUCAUUUCAUAAACAACGAGUAAUGCAUCUUGCAGUUACUUCUCGGGAUGAGAAAUCAAUAUCUCAAGCAAUUGAGUUAAAUGAUCAGCUCCAGCAGGCACUUUCAAGACACGAAGCCCUUGUUUCCGGCAGAUCAACGCUUACAGCAACCCAAGUUGACCACGAAGAUGCCGAAGAAGAGGAUCCUGAACAACUCUUCAGAAGGAUGAGAAAAGGAAAAGCUUGUGUAAGACCCGAGGCUGAGAACCAUCAAACAGAUCGGCCUUUAGGAUUACUAGGAUCUGCUGUUCCAGCCGACAGGCUUAACCGACCACUUAUUAGGCCGAUCAGUUUGGAGCCAAAACAAGGACCAAUUACAACCAGACCGGCUGCAGCCGUGUCGAUCCCACCACCGCCUGCAAAACACGUUGAAAGGGAGAAAUUCUUUCAAGAAAACAAAGCGGAUGGUUCAGGUCUUGGUGGUCACAUGAGGGGUCUCUCUUUACACAGUCGAAACGCCAGCAGUUCUCGCAGCGACAGUUUCGACUUCAGUGACUGAUACGAACCAAACGAGGUUAUUAUGUGGGGUGAUGUUUAGGAUUUGAUGUGUGCGGUGCGGGGAUUUGAUCUAUGGUGUAGCGGCCAUGGUGAAAGUAUAUAUAUGUUGAAUGAGACUUGUUUUGUUUUUAUUAUACAAAGCAGUGAUAUGUGAAAGAUAGGAUAUUAUUGUUAUCAAGAAUGAAGAAGAAAAGAAAAAGACAAAGCGGAUAGAAGGUGUUUUAUAAGUCAAAUAGCAGAUGUUAGUAGUGGUUAGUCUUUGUCUGUUUCUGGGAUUUCUUUAACUUGUUGGAUUCUUUUAUUUUGUGUGUUUUUGUCUCAAUCAUUAAUUGGGCCUUUUAUUUUUAUUUUCUGUAUAUCUUAGUUUUUGGGCC
Molecule: messenger RNA, 1870 nt
Organism: Cynara cardunculus var. scolymus (artichoke)
Lineage: Eukaryota; Viridiplantae; Streptophyta; Magnoliopsida; Asterales; Asteraceae
Product: TOM1-like protein 5
Exons: 11
Coding region: 286-1497 (403 amino acids)
Biological process (GO): protein transport to vacuole involved in ubiquitin-dependent protein catabolic process via the multivesicular body sorting pathway
Molecular function (GO): phosphatidylinositol binding; ubiquitin binding
Source: RefSeq, a predicted model, not a curated record